Messenger RNA from Syngnathoides biaculeatus (alligator pipefish), 8167 nucleotides. RefSeq names its product adhesion G protein-coupled receptor A2 (gene adgra2). The record is from RefSeq and is a predicted model, not a curated record. The transcript is spliced from 20 exons. Bases 1785 to 5897 code for a protein of 1370 amino acids. NCBI's taxonomy places the organism in Eukaryota, Metazoa, Chordata, Actinopteri, Syngnathiformes, Syngnathidae. Gene Ontology annotation, molecular function: protein binding; G protein-coupled receptor activity. Gene Ontology annotation, cellular component: Wnt signalosome; plasma membrane. Gene Ontology annotation, biological process: central nervous system development; sprouting angiogenesis; positive regulation of canonical Wnt signaling pathway.
UCACCUUUGUCCUCGUUUACUUUAAUGAGCAACAGCAACAAUGAGCCUUGGCAUAAUUGCAAAUGGAAUGGGGGGGAAAAAAAAAAAGUCAGAUUGGUGAAGGAAAAAAACAUUUGUCUUUCUGUGGAUAUUAACAAAAUGUAUAGAGCUCGUGCACCUACGUCAUCAAAUCACGUCAUUGGUUAGAAGUGCCGGUCAAACAAAGCAUUGUUGAAUGCUAAGUCGGUUGGAGACAGCACAAAAAUACGUCUUAUAGCACGACACCCAGAGUUUUGCCCGAUACCGUUAGACAUUUAGAUAAACGAGAGUACGUGGAAAAAUGAGAGACACUGGGCAUAGAGGACCCCGAAGUCGACGUUUUCGCCGGUAAGAAAUUGGACUGUUAACCCGCUUCCGCUUGUCUUGGACAACUGGACCUACACAUGGAUCUGAUCACUGGCGGCACGGUGGAUCUGCUGGUAAAGCGCUGGCCUUACAGUUCUGAGGUCCCGGGUCCAAUCCCGGAACCGCCUGUGUGGAGUUUGCAAGUUCUCCCCAGUUUCCUCCCACAAUUGGAGACUAAAUUGCCCAAAGGUGUGACUGUGAGUGCGACUAUGUGCCCUGCGAUUGGCUGGCGACCAGUUCAGGGUGUACGCCGUCUCUUGCUCGUUGACAACUGGGAUGGGCUCCGGAACUCCCCGCGACCCUCGUGAGGAUAGGGGUUGAAGAAAAUGGAUGCAUGGAUGUUUUAGAUAACUAGUGGUGAUGUACAAGGGGGGGUGGGGGGGAAUACUUAUGCAUGUAUUUUGUGUAGCUAGCACUUUUCUUCACUUGACUCCAUUCUCGGGUGACUCCUCCAUCAACAAAUUCUAAUACAGUACUGACUUAUUUUUGCUCUCCUUGAGAUUGUUAUACGCAUACUUUUGUAAUCUUUGCAAAAACGUCAUGUGAUCAAAACUGCUGAGCAGUUUCCAACAUUUGCAAAGCUAUGGGAUAACUUUGUUUUGAUAGCAUGUUUGUUUUUUUUUUUUUAAACUUUUGUACUUUUUAGAUUGAGUGAUGUUUUUAUUUUUAUAAAAGACAAUUAAAAAAAAAUAACAAUAGUGAGUAUCAGUACUUCAAUUUAAGAGUAAUAUAGAGUAAAUCCAGUGCUUAGGCCAGCACUUCUUGCGGCCCGGAAGCGCUAGGACCCGGGAGACCUCUUCGAGGCGCCGCAAGUGAGUGCGGCAAGCGGGCUGAAAGAACCGCAAGAUUGGGACUUGACACCGGAGCCAACUGGACCGGCGCACAGACAAGAACGGCUUCUCCAAGCUUUCCUCGAGUUGCGCGAGGCGAGAAAGAGAGAGAGAGAAAAAACUGGUGAACAGAUUUUUUUUUUUGGGGGAGGGGGGGAGAAGAAAAACGUUUUGGGGAAACUUUUGGUCUUGACUGCUUCAUUCAGAUAUCAGCGCGACUUUGAGUGAGAGUCGCUGGAGAUUCGGUUCGAAAAGGGACUGCACGCAUCUGCACGCUCCCCCCAGGAGAAAGUUGGAGGAGAAGUUGGGAUUUCCCGCUGGAUUUCAAAUCAACACACGCAAAAUCAUAAUCAAAGAAAAGCUUUUGGAGCAAAAGAAAACGAACACAUCGGGAAAGGAAGACCAGUUUCGGUUUUUUUUUUUUUUUUUUUUAAAGCAAGGGACCGGCAGCUGCAGCGAAGUCCCCGGCAGGCUGUGUCAUCUUUUCCCAAAAGUGAGGAGAACUUUGCUCGCUCCAUGCCGGAGAAAUGGGUUGACCGGAGGCUGAGCUGAGAUCCAGCCCAGGGGACAAUGAGCGCGCCCGGCCGCCCCGGCAUCCCUGCGCCGCCGCCGGCUCGCCUGGUACUGAUGCUGCUGCUGCUGCUGCUGGCCGCCGUCGGGCCGCCGCCGGCGCGGGCGUGCCGCGGCCCCCUCGGCUGCAGCUGCGCGGAGGAGCGCUCCAAGGCGCACGGGGCGCAGGCCGCCCCCGGGGGGCGCAAAGUGAGCUGCGCCAAGGAGGAGCUGUCCGAAGCGCCCGACGCCAGCCUGCUGCCCAACAGAACCGUCACCUUAAUACUGAGCCACAACAAAAUCCGAGUCCUGAACAAUGGCUCCUUCUUUGGACUGAAUGCCCUGGAGAAGCUGGAUCUCAAGCACAACUUAAUCAGCACCAUCAUGCCCGGAGCCUUCCAAGGCCUGUCUGAGCUGCGGAAACUCGACCUUUCCAACAACCGCAUUGGCUGCCUGACUCCAGACAUGUUCCAAGGGUUGACUAAUCUCACGAAAUUGAACUUAUCUGGAAACAUCAUAUCAACCUUGGAUCCGGGCGUGUUUCAGGAGCUGCCGUCGCUUAAGCUUGUGAACUUCAACUCAGAAUAUCUGUCAUGUGACUGUGGGCUGCACUGGAUCCCUGGCUUCUUUCGCAGCAGCUCGGCUCGACUGGGGGAUGAAACCCUGUGUGCCUAUCCGAGAAGCCUGCGGGGGAAACCCCUACGAGGACUUCGGGAGAGCCAGUUGAGCUGUGAAGGCCCCCUGGACCUGCACACCCUGACGCUGCUGCCUUCCCAGCGUCAGGUGGUCUUCAAAGGAGAUCGACUGCCGUUCCAAUGUACUGCUGCCCUGGUGGACAAAGUCACCGCUUUGCACUGGCAUCACAACGGUCACCUAGUGACCUCUGACCCGGAAAAGGGUGUCCAAUUGGAGAGCAAUGUCGUACAUGAUUGCACCUUUGUUACCAGUGAACUUAUUCUAUUCAACGUACAUGUGGAGGCCAGUGGCGAGUGGGAGUGUGUGGUUACAACCGGGAGAGGAAACACAUCUCGCUCUGUUGAAAUAGUGGUGCUAGAGAACAGCGCCUCCUUCUGCCCAGAGGAUAAAGUUGUCAACAACCGAGGAGAGUUCAGGUGGCCAAGAACUCUGGCGGGAAUCACCUCCCAUCAGUACUGCCUGCAGCUCCGUUACCCCUCCCUGUCUGUAGAGGGGGACGUGGAGCAGAAAAAAGCCUCUCGCCUGUGUGACCGCUUUGGAAAUUGGCAGGAAGGCAACUACACCAACUGUCACUACACAAAUGGCAUCACCCGAGUCCUGCAUACUUUCAUCCUGAGGCCCAUCAAUACAUCAAACGCUGUCACUCUGGCCCACCAAGUGCGCACAUACACCCUGGAGGCGGCGGGCUUCACCGACUCGGUGGACGUGCUCUAUGUUGCGCAGAUGAUGGAGAAGUUUAUGGAAUACGUCAGACAGCUGCAGGAGUUGUCAGAGGUGUUGGUAGAGAUGGGCAGUAACCUGAUGCAGGUGGAUAACCAGAUCCUUGCUCUGGCCCAGAGAGAGAAGAGAGCCUGCAGCUCCAUAGUGGGCUCCUUGGAGUCUCUGGCCUGGCCUCAGCUGCACAGCCACGCUCAGGACUUCUCCAUGGUGUCGAGGAACAUCGCUAUGGAAGCCCACUUGGUUCGACCGGCCCACUUCACCGGCAUCACCUGCACCGCAUAUGAGCGUCGUGACGUCUCGACAGCCACCGCCGGAAUGGAAAUGCAGGAGUUCACCCACGAACAGCAACUUCGUUUUCGCUGCAGCACAGGCACCCACAACACAUCUCUGGACAAUUUUCCCCUCAAGAGUUCAGUCGCCGUGGCCUCCGUGACCCUGCCUGCUACUUUGUUUCCUUCUGAUGCGCCUGCAGACUGCAAGCUGCAGUUCGUGGCCUUCCGAACUGGAAGCUUUUUCCCUCUGACUGGGAAUUCGAGCGGCAGCGGGGGACGCUCCCAAAGGCACAGUGUCAACACUCCGGUCAUCUAUGUGGGCCUUGACGGCUGCGCUAUGUGGAACCACUCAGAGCCCGUCUGGGUCUCGCUCCGCCACCUGUCACCUGGAAGCGACGGCGUGGCGGCCCAGUGGAGUCCCAAGGCGCCGAACAAACACGGAGGCUGGAGCCCGGAGGGAUGCCAGCUCGUCCGCAGCGGCGGCAGCACCUCCACCAUGCGCUGCUCUCUGCUCAGCAACUACGCCGUGCUGCAGGAGGUGCCGGACUUGCCCAAGUCUUCACCCAUCUCCGCUCGGGUGCUCCACCCUGUGGUGUACGCCUGUACUGCACUGCUCCUCCUCUGCCUCUUCACCAUCAUCAUCACUCACAUACUACACCACAGUUCCAUUCACAUUUCAAGAAAAAGCUGGCAUACAUUACUGAAUACUUGCUUCCACAUCGCCAUGACAACAGCCAUCUACGCAGGAGGCAUAAGCCUGACCAGCUACCCGGUUGUCUGUCAAGCGGUGGGCAUCGCGCUGCACUACUCCUCGCUGUCAACCCUGCUGUGGAUCGGCGUGAGCGCCAGGGUCAUCUACAAAGAAGCUAUAUGGAGAAUGCCGCCGCCGGCAGAAGGGGAUUCUUCCGUUCCGCCGGCUCAGCGACCGAUGCUCAGGUUCUAUUUGAUUGCUGGUGGCGUUCCUCUCAUCAUUUGUGGGAUCACUGCAGCUGUCAACGUCAGCAACUACGGAGACAACAGCCCUUACUGCUGGCUGGUGUGGCGCCCCAGUCUGGGGGCUUUCUUUGUCCCGGCAGGCUUGGUGAUGUUGGUGACUUGGAUCUACUUCCUGUGCACUGUGUUCUGCCUGAGGCAGCGUACAACCAAAGAAUGCGCAGGAACCGCACCGUCUUCUCCUGCGAUUGAGAACCAGCCUGCACUGGCCGGAAGCGUCAGCCUUCUUUCUACAGACUCAGUUGUGGGUCCUUUAAAUUCCAACGCGGCAUCAGUGGACCAGUACUCGCUAAAGACACAGUUUUUAAUUUUGGUGGCCACCCACUUCCUGUUUGUGGUUCUGUGGUGUUGUGGGGCCAUGGCGGUGUUCCUGACUGGGCACGCCAGCUUGUUGUUUAGUUCUCUUUACGGAAUGGCGGCCAUCGCCCUAGGGGUGUUCCUGGUGGUGCACCACUUCUUCCGACGAGCAGAUGUGCAGGCUUCGUGGCUGCCGUGCUGCCCGGGUCACGGCGGCGCCCGUCCCGCGUCCGCCUACGUGCGCACCUGCACGACGAGAAGCGCAGCGCAGACCUCGGAGCAGGGGUCCCAACUUUUCAUCAACUGCCAUCAGCCCGGUGACUCGCACAACUCUUCGUCGACUCACUCGUCAUCCACACCGAGCGGCAUCAGCAGUGUCGGACCCGGGCCCUGCAAGCUCACCAACCUGCUGCAGGUGGCGCAGGACACUCCGAGCAACGCCUCGCGGGCCGCUGCCAGUAUCAACACUGGCACCAGCACAGACAAUGUCGCCAAGCUAUCAAAUCAUAUUUUUCCCAGCAUUAACUCUUCGGUUCCAGUGCAUCCUCAGAGAAGGAAAGUGAACAGCAGGACUAAGCAAGGCGCCGGCCAGUACCACCAUCGGGGCGAUGGCAGAGGUCACUACCGUCUCAAAGCCUUAAGGACAGCAGGAGGCGGGGGCAGCCUCGGAGCUUUGGGUCCCACGGGCUCCGAGCACCUCAGCUCAUCACACGGGGGCCAUAAACAAGCCACCAGUGAGAACGGGAGCGUUCAUCACAGCCUCCCGGAGAGCCACGCGGGCCCGCUGGCAAACGGAAAGCGCGUGACUCAGUCGGUGGCCACCAGCCCUUCGGAGGGCAGCGACGGGGGGAGCAGCGGCAGCCGCAAACCUUACCCACUCCUCCCGUCAGCCGCCAGCAGGGUGGCCAUGAACGGCGCGCACAGACGUUGCAUCAGCAGAGACAAUCUGAAACUCGCGGCGGCUGCGGAGCGGGAGGCUAAGCGUUGCUCUUACCCUUUGAACAGCAUCACCACGACCGUGCCGGGGGCCGCCGCUCCGAACGGCGCCCUGAAGAACUCGGUCCUGGAGCUGGACCGCGACUUGAGCGGCACGGAUCACUCCCAAAGUUCUCUGGGAGUGAAGAGCAGUUUUUGGAAAAGCGAAACCACUGUGUAAUCUGUACUUGUACAUGAACUUCAGUGUUCCCUUGACAGCUUUUUGUGAUGAGAAAAGACUUUUAAAUGUGCUCCCGUUUAAUUCUAAGUAAUUUAAGACCGAUCCAGGACCCCAAAUUGCUACUUAAGUUUCCGUGGCAAAUCAUUUGAAAUGGUUAAAAAAAAAAAAAACUAAGAUAUUCUUUUUAUUCAACAGACAAUAUUGCAGAAUUGUGCAUAUAUGAGGUGUAUGUGGAUUUAAGUUUAAUAAGAGAUUUAUUAUUUUAGUUUUGAUCUUUCUAUGCAUUUCAGAAGACUUUCAUAGUAUACAGCUUUAUUCAAUUCCUUUCAUGGUCAUGUUUUCUUCAAUUUGUGUGCAUGCGCACUGUGUGUGUGCGUGCGUGCGUCGCUGUACAUAAUCCAUUGUCAAAAAGAAGAAUGUGAGAUUUCUGAAUACAGACUGCAAAUAAUUUUUUUCAGCAUUAUGGAUUCCCAUCCGCACUCCUGAUAAUAAAAUCAAAUUGUGGAGGAUGUACAUAUGAUUAACAAAUGGGAUAUAUAUAUAUAUAUAUAUAUAUAUAUAUAUGCAUGUCAGUCAGGUAUCAUCCAUUCUUGUGGCAUUUGCUUAUCAAAUGUUAGGCAAAUGGUUGUAGACCAGCAGUUCAUUUUUUAAUCUUUGCAUUUUAUUCAGCUACUAAGGAAGUUGUAUGAGGAACUUGGCCUUGCGCUAUCAAUCUUAUUGUCACCAUCUUUUGCCCGUUGUUCAAAGGAAGUCUUUGUGCAAUCCAGAGAACGAUACAACAAAUGGAACAACUUCCUAAUACGCACACACAUUGAAUAAUUACUGUGAAGAAAAUAAGUAUUUGAACACCCUGCUAUAUUGCGAGUUGUCCCAUUUAGAAAUCAUGGAAGGGUCUGAAAUUUUCAUGGUAGGUGCAUGUCCACUGUGAGAGAGAUCAUCUAAAAAGAAAAAUCCAGAAAUCACAAUGUAUGAUUUUUUUAAUGAUUUAAGAUCAUAUUUGUGUGAUACAGCUGCAAAUAAGUAUUUGAACACCUGAGAAAUCGUUGGAAUUGUUAAUAUUUGGUACAGUAGCCUUUUUUUGCAAUUACAGAGGUCAAACGUUUCCUGUAGUUGUUCACCAAGUUUGCACACACUUCAAGAGGGAUUUUGGCCCAUCAGAUCUUCUCUAGAUCAGACAGGUUUCUGGGCUUUCGAUGAGAAACACGGCGUUUCAGCUCCCUCCAAAGAUUUUCUAUUGGGUUUAGGUUUGGUGACUGCAGAGGCCACGCCAGCACCUUGAUAUGCUUUUUAAGGAGCCACUCCUUGGUUUUCCUGGUUGUGUGUUUCGGGUCAUUGUCAUGUGGAAAGACCCAGCCACGACCCAUUUUCAAUGCUCUGACUGAAGGAAAGAGGUUGUUCCCCAAAAUCUCACAAUAUGGCCGCAGUCAUCCUCUCCUCAAUACGGUGCAGUUGUCCUGUCCCAUGUGCAGAAAAACACCCCCAAACCAUGAUACUACCACCCCCAUGCUUCACAGUAGGGAUGGUGUUCUUGGGAUGGAACUCAUCAUUCGUCUUUAUGACCAAAAAGUUCCAUUUUGGUGUCAUCUGACCACAAAACUUUCUUCCAUGACUCCUCCGUAUCAUCCAAUUUGUCAUUGGCAAACUUAAGACGGGCCUUGGCAUGUGCUGCUUUAAGCAGGGGAACCUUCCGUGCCAUGCGUGAUUUCAAACCAUGUCUUAGUGCAUUACCAACAGUCGCCUUGGAAAUGGUGGUCCCAGCUCUUUUCAGGUCAUUGACCAAGUCCUGUCGUGUAGUCCUGGGCUGAUUCCUCACCUUUGUAAGGAUCAUUGAGACCUCACGAGGUGAUAUCUUGCAUGGGGUUCCACUCCGAUUGAGAUUGACCAUCGGGUUUAGCUUCUUCCAUUUUCUAACGAUUGCUCCAACAGUGGACCUUUUUUCACCAAGCUGCUUAACAAUUUCUCCGUCGCCCUUUCCAGCCGUGUGGAGUUGUACAAUUGUAUCUCUGGUGUCUUUGUACAACUCUUUGGUCUUGACCAUGUUACAAGUUGCAGUCUGACUGAUUGCAUGGGGUGGACAGGUGUCUACAUUGCGUCAUGUAUGACAUUAAAAAUCACAAAUUUCUGCCUUUCAAAAAUUACAUUUAUGAUCUGGGAGAGAUAAAAUUAAAAAAAAACCCUCCCAAAUAAGGUACAUUUUUCAGUUAUUAUCAUUAGUUAAUUCACUAUCUUGUCCUUCAUUCACAAUGUUAGCUCCCGGAAUAUAUUGAUUU